AUGGCUAUCGCCCAUCUGGCCACCGAGUACGUGUUCUCGGACUUCUUGCUGAAGGAGCCCUCGGAGCCCAAGUUCAAGGGGCUGCGGCUGGAGCUGGCGGUGGAUAAGAUGGUCACGUGCAUCGCCGUGGGUCUGCCCCUGCUGCUCAUCUCGCUGGCCUUCGCGCAGGAAAUCUCGAUCGGUACCCAGAUAAGCUGUUUCUCCCCAAGUUCCUUCUCCUGGCGGCAGGCUGCCUUCGUGGAUUCGUACUGUUGGGCUGCCGUUCAGCAGGCCUCCUUGCAGGGCGAUGCCGGACGCCUUCCGCUGUGUCUGCAUAAGUUUUUCCCCUACAUCCUGCUGCUGGUGGCCAUCCUCCUGUACCUGCCCUCCCUGUUCUGGCGUUUUGCAGCUAUUCCUCAUCUUUGCUCAGAUUUGAAGUUUAUCAUGGAAGAACUUGAUAAGGUUUACAACCGCUCAAUUCAAGCCGCAAAGAGCAUGUAUGAUGAUCAGGACGUGAGAGAUGGUGCCGGCCCCAUUCCGGGGCUUCCUGAGAACAUGGGGCAAAGUUUGUGGGAGAUCUCUGAAAGCCAUUUCAAGUACCCGAUUGUGGAGCAGUACUUGAAGACAAAGAAGAACUGUAAGAACUUAGUCAUCAAGUACAUCGGCUGCCGGUUGCUGACGCUCAGCAUCAUACUGUCCGCGUGCGCCUACCUGGGCUAUUACUUCAGCCUCUCAUCGCUGUCUGACGAAUUUGUCUGCAACAUCAAGUCCGGGAUCCUGAGAAAUGACAGCACCAUCCCCGAUCGCUUUCAGUGCAAGCUCAUCGCCGUCAGCGUCUUCCAGUUGCUCAGCCUCAUCAACCUCGUGGUUUAUGUGCUGCUGGCCUUCGUGGUCAUCUACACGCUCUUCGUUCCCUACCGACAGAAGACAGACGUUCUCAGGGUGUAUGAGAUCCUGCCCACUUUUGAUGUCCUGCAUUUCAAGUCGGAGGGGUACAACGACCUGAGUCUCUACAACCUCUUCUUGGAGGAGAAUAUAAGUGAGCUCAAGUCCUACAGGUGUCUGAAGGUACUGGAGAAUAUUAAAAGCAGUGGCCAGGGCAUCAACCCAGUGCUCCUCCUGACUCACCUUGGCACGAUCAAGAUGGAUGUCAUGGAUGGCAAGAGACCGGAGCCUGUGGAAAUGACGACAGAGGAGCCAGGGGACCCGAUGACGGAGCUCAAAGAUUUGAAUGGACCCAGUGAAAUUAAAGUAAAUAACGGAGAGACGAAUGCUCGACAGAGACUUCUGGAUUCUUCCUGCUGA
Messenger RNA from Odobenus rosmarus divergens (Pacific walrus), 1284 nucleotides. RefSeq names its product pannexin 1 (gene PANX1). Bases 1 to 1284 code for a protein of 427 amino acids. The transcript has 5 exons. NCBI's taxonomy places the organism in Eukaryota, Metazoa, Chordata, Mammalia, Carnivora, Odobenidae. Gene Ontology annotation, molecular function: channel activity. The record is from RefSeq and is a predicted model, not a curated record. Gene Ontology annotation, biological process: monoatomic cation transport; positive regulation of interleukin-1 production.